GCUGCCUCCUUCCCUUCCGCCGCCGCUUCCCGCUGGGGCCCCGGAGCCGCGGCGUGAGGGGCCGCGAAGGGCGCCGCCUGGGCCUGGGCCUGAAACAAGAUGGCGGCCCCGGGCGAGUUCUUCAGUGUGGGCAGCCAGGUAUCGUGCCGGACUUGCCAGGAGCAGCGGCUGCAGGGCGAAGUGGUGGCCUUCGACUACCCCAGCAAGAUGCUGGCGCUCAAAUGUCCUUCUUCCAGUGGCAAACCUAACCAUGCAGAUAUCUUACUUAUAAACUUACAGUAUGUUUCAGAAGUGGAAAUUAUUAAUGACCGUACGGAAACCCCCCCACCUUUAGCUUCACUCAACGUUAGCAAGCUUGCAAACAAAGCACGGACGGAGAAGGAAGAAAAGCUGAGCCAGGCAUAUGCAAUUAGUGCUGGGGUCUCUUUGGAAGGACAGCAGCUUUUCCAGACUAUACACAAGACUAUUAAAGAUUGUAAAUGGCAAGAGAAGAAUAUAGUCGUGAUGGAAGAAGUUGUCAUUGCCCCUCCAUACCAAGUGGAAAACUGUAAAGGAAAAGAGGGGAGUGCCCUAAGUCAUGUACGCAAAAUAGUCGAGAAACAUUUUAGAGAUGUCGAAAGCCAAAAGGGGAUGCAGCGUUCACAAGUCCAGCCAACACAGAAGGAGAGUGCCCUCUCAUCCUGAGUCCCGCCUGCCCUUCCUGGUUGCGAUAGAUUGCUCCUGCGGGGGGUGGGGGUGGGGGGAGCCCUUCGAACACGCAGCAGCAGCAGCGGCAGAUGAUACACCUCUCCUUCACAGAGAGGGCAGGGGAGGGCAGGGGGGUUCCACUUCUAUUUUGUGGUGGCCCUGUAAUGAUGGGGGACCCACAAGCUUCCGAACUUUAGACUUCAAAAACAAGAGAAUAAUUUAAAAACUCAUUCAUUACUUGACUAACAGACUCUUUACUUUUUGCCCAUCAAGUUUACCCCCCUAGAACAGUCAGCUGUCUUGUCUUUGAGGUUUUUCUCCCUCCCAGAAUCUUUUUUGUUUUAGCUUUACUGAAAAUCAGUUCCAUGCCAACCCUCUCCCUCCUGUAUCAUAGGAGAAUUCAGCUCCCCAGUUGUCCUAUUAAAGAAAAAAAAUAUAUAGAGAAAACAGAAAAUAACAGGCUGACUCUGGUAAUGUAAUCGGGACCUUUGUGUGACUGGCGAUCUCUCGUUUUGGUUUUUGUUUGCACAGGGCAAGGCUUGAAUUAGCCUUAUUUUUCUUAUCUCAAAAUAUAUAUAUAUAUAUAAUAAAUAUAUAUAUAAAAUGUCCUUUAAAUAUUUUCUGCUUCUUGCAGUACUCUGAACUGAGAUCAUGGCAGAAAAAUAAUAAUGCAUAUCUCUGUGCUUAACAAUCAAGCCUUCUGUGGUUGGCAUUUUUAACGUACAACUCUGGAGAUCAGACCCGUGUUGGAGCUAAGGUUUUGUUGGGCUGUACCCUGUGAGGGUGAGAGACACACAAGGGUUGCAGGCUUCCCCCUCAUUGUCUUUCACAAGUUGAGCUUGUAUGUUACAUUACAUUUCCCUAAAUGGGGGCUCUGGUAAUACCACUGGAUUGGAAGGGCUCCUGAGCAACACCCUAUGGUACUGUUGGAGAAAUUUUAUUUUCCUCAGAGGGCAUGUAGUGUUGGGAGAUUUGAUAGCUUCCUUCUUGCUCAUAUGCUGUUCUGCUGGCCAUUACAAGGGGCACCUGGUCUUGCUGUAGGUCAAGGCUGCCUGGCGGAGUUUACGAGCCACAGUUGUAUGUCUUGCUCCUUAUGACCCAACUUAGAGGUGGAAAGGGAUGUGAGAUUUUGGGCUGAGUUCAAGCAUGGCUAUGCUCAGCUCCAGUUUAACCGCACUGGCUCCUUUUUUCAAAGCAAUAUGAAGACACAGUGCGGUGGGUGGGUUUCCAUCCUUGUCACAGUUUCCUGUGGCAUGGUAAGUGAACCCCAAUGAAUUUGAGGGGUGCACUUUGGUUGCUUCUCCUGAAUAAAUGUUCUUAUGGCGAUUGGCUCCUUCCAGUGGUGCACAGCUGUAUGCAGGAAAUGUAAGUGUCGCUAUUAACAGGGAAGUUUGCUCCUCUGUUUGGAUCUACUUGAUCAGGCAUAGAAGCCGUUGUUUGGAGAAUUGAAAUGUGAUGCUACUCAUAUUUCUCUUCCUGCUGUGGGUGGUAUUAUCCUACUUGCAGAAUAUUGUCCAUUUCCCAAGAAAUAUUGUUAUUGUCCAGAAUUCUAGUGUACAUGAUUUAUUGUGUGCAUUUCAGCCAUCUUGCUAGAAUACAUCUUAAGAGUGUUCUUACCAACCUAAAUCCCAGUGGUCCUGGUCACAAUCUUGACUAGUCUACGUUUGUCUGACUUUUCAUCUCCCAGGCUGACUGCUGUCAUUGUCCUUUAUAAACAUCCUUGCCUUAGACAUUUAUUUUGGGGACUAAGUGGAUUUUGACUUGGAACAAAAACUGAGCUUAUAAAGGACUUUUUUUGCCAUGAUCUCUUCUCCCCUUUUCCCCUUUUUGUUUUUUUUUAAACAAAUGGAUCAAAUUUUAAAUAAUUCAAGCCCUGCCUUUCAGAAUGGAGGGAUUUUUUUUUAGUAUUGUCUAGCAAAACCAAUAAAAACCCAGAAUUUUUUUAACCAUCAGACAA
Messenger RNA from Anolis sagrei ordinatus, 2644 nucleotides. It is a transcript of the gene LSM12, whose product is annotated as LSM12 homolog. Lineage: Eukaryota; Metazoa; Chordata; Lepidosauria; Squamata; Anolidae. The record is from RefSeq and is a predicted model, not a curated record. Gene Ontology annotation, molecular function: RNA binding.